AUGCCCAAGGCUAGUAAACUCAGUGGCAAGGGCAAAAACAAAGUGUAUUCCCUCCCCUCCACUCAAAAAAAAAGAGACCUAGGGGUACCCAAGUUGAACGCUACCAAACUUGUUGGUAAAUCCUACAUACCACCGGCUUCACAAGUCCGACCUUCGCAUGUGGGACAUGGUUGGGAUGAAGAACAAUCAAACGACCCAUCUUCUUCACAAUGGCAUGUAGACUCGUCACUCAUAAGGGAUUCCUCUUCCAAAGCUUUCAUGAGGGAAUUGAGAAAAGUCUUAGAUGCUAGGGAUCCGGAUGGGACUAGGAGUAGGUGGGUGGAGGAUGAAGUUAGAAAGAGAGCUGGGACGGGGAAAAGGUUAUUGGGUGUUGUUAAUAAGAUUGAUCUCGUCCCAAGAGCAAAUUUAGAAGCAUGGAUCAAACAUCUACGUCUCUCUUUUCCCUGUAUGCCCUUCAAAUCUUCCACCCAAUCUCAACGACAUAAUCUCUCUCAAGCUGCUAUUCCCCUCGCCCAACCGACCUCAACAACAGUGGGUGUCGUAGGAUAUCCCAACGUCGGUAAAUCAUCCCUCAUCAACUCACUCAAGAGGUCACGAGCAUGUGCCGUCGCUGCCAUGCCGGGAAAGACGAGGGUCGUGCAGGAAGUGGCUCUGGAUAAAGGAGUUAAAUUGCUGGACUGUCCCGGUGUGGUAUUGGAGGAGUUUAGUAAAGAGGAGGGAGAGAAGAAAAAGGCAGAGAUGAUGUUGAGAAAUUGUAUCAAGGCUGAGUUAGUGGAGGAUCCCAUUGUACCAGUCGAAGUCAUACUGGACAAGGUCGGACCUGAGAUUCUGUGCAAGAUGUAUGACAUUCCCCCUUAUUCUGAUGUCCGUGAAUUUCUCAUUCGAGUCGCCCUCACACGAGGUAGACUAGGCAAAGGCGGUAUUCCCGAUCUGGACGCCGCAGCUGUCUCUGUACUUCGCGAUUGGAAUACUGGGAAGAUACCAUACUAUACCAUGCCACCCUUGUCCCGCCCAGCUCCAACUUCCGCGUUGGCUGGCGAUACUGAGAUGGCUGCCGAGUCGGAUCGAAUUGGAGAUGCAAAGAUCCUUACGGAGCUGAGUGAGGCAUUCACCAUAGACGGAUUAUUCGACAACUUGAACGACGAAGCUGUUUGGGAGCACGAUGAUGUGGCGGAAGAAGGAAGUGGCAUGGACGAAGACCUCAUUUUGGAACCCGAAUCCGCUAUGCAAACUCACGAUUAUCAUAAACAUAUCGAUUCCGACUCCGAGGACGAACGUUUACCCCGAGUUGCUCCUCCACCUCUUCCCAAAGCUGCACCCUCAAUGAAUCUGCCUAUCACAAAUAGUAUCGACCAUAACAAUGCCAAAUUAUUUACGCCUGAAGAAAUCUCCGUUCUCCCCAGCGACGUCCUCGACCGACAUAAACUCAAACAACAAGCCAAGAAAGCCAAAAAGCGGAGAUUAGCAGCUAUGAAAACGGAAGAUGAGCUCAUGCUUGGGUUCAUGGGUAUGGACGUGGAAGAAAGUGAUCCUCUGGAUUCCUCUCUCGUUUCCGACCUGGUCGAGGCUCUACCUACUAGUAAAAAACGGAGAGCCAAGAAACUGAACAAACCGACCAAGAUCAAGACAACGCCGUCGUUGAUUGUCACGGAGGAAGAGAAGAAAGAAAAGGAGUUUGCAAACUUCCUCGCAAGUGUAGGAGUGGACGAUUCGGACGAAGAGCUUUGA
Molecule: messenger RNA, 1728 nt
Organism: Tremella mesenterica DSM 1558
Lineage: Eukaryota; Fungi; Basidiomycota; Tremellomycetes; Tremellales; Tremellaceae
Exons: 11
Coding region: 1-1728 (575 amino acids)
Cellular component (GO): nucleolus
Molecular function (GO): GTP binding
Source: RefSeq, a predicted model, not a curated record